GUAUGUGCAUAUAAUCGACGCAACAACUUUGCUAGUUUUUGUUUAGCCGAGCUUCCCCUGUUAUUUGAGAUGUUUGACAUAUUGUUGUCUGAUAAAUGUAGGGGUCACCGGGAUUUGCAUCUCUUAUGAUUUGAACCCACGCCAUACCGAGUGAUAGUUACAAUCUCAGCAUUGUUCUGAUACGACCCACUCUUAUACAUAUGUAUGUAGUUAGAUAAAUAUGGAAUUCUGUUUGUAUAAAUGAAUACUUCCGAAUAAAGCAAAAUCGUAUGAGACAUGGUCGCGACGGUGAGAAUUUCUUAUAAAACAAAUUUUCUCUUACUUCCUUUACACUAAACAACGGCUUCAGCGAUAAGCGUUGUAUGUUGUUGUAGGUGAGUCGCUAGCGAAAACUACUACAAUCCUAAUUCAAAACGCUCAGUAUUGUUUGAACAUUCGAUGGCUAAUGGUGCUAGUCUGGGGGACUACCGUCAAUACGAGUUGUUAAUAUUAAGAUUCUGUUUAAUCGCUUGAAAUUUUUAAAACGGACUAGAUUAGCGUUAGUAAGUGAAAAAGUCAAUCGUUGAAACUAGUGUUAUUCAUUAUUUUUUAUCACAAACACCGACAAGUAUACAUAUACAAGCAGCAAUAUACUUGUACGAUGGGUUGCGUAUGCGAGAUAAUUGGUCUUGCGUGUCUUUUGGGCCUCAUCUUAAGUUUCUCCUCCAAGGCCCCAUACCAGCUUAAAAUGGCAACUUUCAUUAUUGGAUCUGGAGCUAUCGUACUUAUUUGCAUACCCCUUAUGAUAUUAAGGCCGCGGGACUAUCGGAACGCAUUUAUACCUGCAUGGGGCUGUCGACAGCUUUGCAAAGCGCUGGGCGUUACAAUGGAAGUACAAGGUUUUGAAAAUAUUCGGGCGGAACACGGCGCUGUAGUGCUUAUCAAUCAUCAAAGUUUUCUUGACUUGUGCGGAUUAGCAUAUUUAUGGCCAGUAAUUGGGCGUGCAACGGUAGUGUCGAAAAAAGAAGUUCUGUUCUUUCCUUUCUUUGGGUUCGGUGCUUGGCUUUGGGGGACUCUAUUCAUUAAUCGCUCUAGCAAGAAAGAUUCCAUCAGUACAUUGCAGAAGGAGUCCAAGGCUAUCCAAGAACGGAAUUGUAAACUUUUGUUUUUCCCGGAGGGCACGCGCAACACUAAAGAAACAUUGCUGCCAUUCAAAAAAGGUCCUUUCCAUAUUGCUCUUCAAAGCCAAUGUCCUAUCCAACCGGUGGUUAUAUCUAAAUAUUAUUUUCUAAAUCGUGAGAAGAAAUCGUUCCGUCCUGGACAUGCCAUCAUUAACAUCCUACCUGAAAUUCAUACAGCUGGAUUUGGUGUAGAGGAUAUGGAUAAAAUUAUUGAAUCCACCAGGAAUGCCAUGGAGAUUGAGUAUAAAAAUGUAUGUCAAGAAAUACGAAGACGUGGACAUUAGUUAUUUUAAAAAGUAUAUACUUAUAUACAUAUAUAUGUAUAAACUUUGAUUGUAUAUACAUAUACCAUAUAUAUAGGACUAUAUAUGUAUCUACUUAUAUUAAUAUAUUUUACAACUUUAUAUAUAAUUAUGUAUUUAAAUAUACUGCCAAAGGUUCUACAUACAAUGGUAAAGGAGUCUAAGACCUCUGGUAAAUGCAAGAAUGAAGACUUUUAUAACUAUUGUGCUACAAUAAUAUUAAACAAACUUAUAGUUUUUUAUAAAAAGAAUAAAGCGGAAAUGUUUUAGAAUUAUCUUGCAUAUAUCUACAAAAAUAAAUAUAGAAAUAAUAAGACGUACCUAAACAUACGGAUACAUAAAAUAAUGAAAUUCAAUGAAUAAAUUGUUUCCUUUUAUUUCCCUUUAUUUUAAAAUAUUGGUUUCAUAGUUUGUAUUCAAUUACAACUCAACUACAUUUUCUGGACUAAAAUUGAAAAUUACCAAAUACCAUCCCUAGUAUGUACAUACUUCAUAUAAAUGAUCAGUGUGAAGAACUGUGUCGAUUUAGCCAUGUCAGUCUGUCUUUAUAUACCCAAACUAGUUCCUCCGAUUUUUAGAUAUCCGAUUUGAAAUUUUGCACACGUCCUUUCCUCUCCAAGAUUCAUUCAUUCAUUCAUUUACCGGAACCGCCGAUAUCAAACGCCUAUAGCAAAUAGCUGCCAUACAGGUUCUUGUAUGGACAAAUUUUUUAUUUGGCGAGAUAUCUUUACGAUAGUCUAAGAGCCAGUAGACGGCAGAGUGUAUGUAUGUAGUUUACCAAAGGUGAUAUUUUGCUCAAAGAUUCUCCUAUACCUAACCUACAUAAGAUCGGUAGCCACUAAGCGCAGCGAAAGUAGCUAUAACGUCACUAAGGUAAUAUAGGCACGUAAAUUAGAAGAGUUUUGAAAGUAUUUCAACAAAGCUAUAUGAUCAAACCUAUUUAAGAGUACAAUGAAUGCGACGCCCAAAAGAAUCGUAGACCAUGUAAUUUAUUACCACGUUUUGAAAAUUAGGAAAAUAAAAAUAAAAAAGUAUUUUAACAAAUCUGAUUUUUAUAUAUAAUAUUUUUAAUACUUUUAUUAGCUUAUUUUUUAAACGGCAGUCGUUUUGUCCGGUUGCUACAGUCGUCUGCCUUACGGUGUAAGUAUAUGUUACUACUGCAAUUUAUAGAUUUAAUAUACAUAUUAUGUACUACAUAACUCCAAUGCCAUUUAAGCUAAAUCAACCAAACUUGCUCAGAAUAAAUAUGUUUUAUAUUCUCUUUGAAAUUGUAAAAAUGGUUGAGAUUGGAUUAGAACCUUCCCACUCCCCAUUUAACGGUUAUAUUGAAACCUACUAUAAGUGCAAUAACUCAAUAAAUGAAAGUGUAAAACA
Messenger RNA from Bactrocera oleae (olive fruit fly), 2836 nucleotides. RefSeq names its product 1-Acylglycerol-3-phosphate O-acyltransferase 2 (gene Agpat2). Gene Ontology annotation, molecular function: 1-acylglycerol-3-phosphate O-acyltransferase activity. Gene Ontology annotation, cellular component: membrane; endoplasmic reticulum. Gene Ontology annotation, biological process: phosphatidic acid biosynthetic process. The record is from RefSeq and is a predicted model, not a curated record. Lineage: Eukaryota; Metazoa; Arthropoda; Insecta; Diptera; Tephritidae.